GCCGUUGUAGGCGUGUUUGCGUCUAAUGUUAUAGGGAAUGUUUGCUUGAAUUCAGGCUUACGUGCUGGCUAACCCAUGUUGGUCAACUGCAAGUUUAACCUCGAAGAGUAUUGGAUAAGUUAGCAGCGAGCCAGCGGGCUAACCUAGCUAACUAGCUAUCUAAUGCAGCUAGAGACGGUUGUUUGUUUUGACAAGAACACACUCACAUAACUAGCUCUGUAGCCAGUUAGCCAUCUGGCAAACCGUUUAGUUUAUUUGGGACAUAAUUUGAUAUAUCACAGUUUGUGAUAGCAGCGCUGAAGGACGUUAAUAUUGAGUGUAGCCGAGCGAAGGCCACAUUAGUCGGGCCCUCGGUUUGUUGGCUAGCUAGCUAUUUAGCCGAUGUAUGUUGGCAAGCGGCAUUGCAUUGCCACCAGUGUCGUGCUUCUUUGGAUGGUCAUUUUAACAGAUCGUCUUAUUUUUCCAUAAUAACGUUACAUGAGGUUUCCCAUAGUGCUAGCCAGCUAUUUUUGCGGCCUCAUGUUUUAGAUAGCCAGCUAGCUAAUUUGACUGUUAGCCAUGCUAUCUAGCCAGCUAGCUAACGUCAUUAUGCCGCUGCAGUAUUCUCGCGACGCGGGAUUAUCAAACUCAAUUUAGUUAUUUAGCUACUAGCUGGGUAUAUAAAGGACAGAUUAACGUGGUGAAACAAUAUAGAUAUCCCAAGUCUUCAAAAUGGACUCUGAUAUACUGAAGAUAGAGGAAAUUGUGAUGGGAGGAGGAGAGACUGCUACGCCUGCUGAAUUGGAACAUGAAAAAGCAGAAGAGCCAUUCACCACAAUCAUCAUUCAGGAUCCUCCACCAGCUACUGGCAUUCAGUCAUACCAGCAUGAGAGCCUGCAGUGUUUCCAGUGCUUUAUCACCUUCUGUAAUGCUAAAGCCAAGGAGAGGCAUAUGAAGAAGAGCCAUCGUGAAGAAUACAAACAGCAGUUGCAACAGUGCGACACACUCUUCACCUGCUAUGUGUGUGACCGCACAUUCCCGUCUUCUGAGGAAUUAACACACCAUCAGUCCACUCACAACAAGGAAGACAAACCCUUCAAAUGUGCACACUGCCAAGAGAGCUUCCGUACAUUCUCUGAGUUGACGACGCACAGACGGCAGGUGUGUCCUGAGCGUCAGUUUGUGUGUAAAGAAUGCAAUGAGACAUUCAGAAGCCCAGCACUUCUACGCAACCACCGUUUGGCCCAGCACCCUGUGCGCCAAGAAGGAGAGGAUGUAGAUGAUCCUGCCAAGACCCACCGAUGUGGCAAAUGUGGCAGGGGCUUUGAGGAGGAGUCUGAGCUCCUGCAACACCAGGAAAACCACGCAGGCAACCAGCACUGCAAUGGCAGUGCCCCAGUUAAGAGGCGUGGGAGACCUCCAAAAGCUGAGACUGCAGCAGCUGGAGAAAAGAAACAAAAACGAACCAAGAUGGAAGAAACGGAAGUGACAGCAGAGCCUGGGGCAAGCAACCAUUCAGAGGCUGUCUCCCCGCCACCAGUUGUGGAUGAACCAAAGGCCAAGAUGGGAGCCAGGCGAGGGCGACCACCAAAAUCAUCGCACGAGCUCAAAGUCGAGGAGGAGAAAGUGGAGGGCAAGAAAGCAAAAGUUACUCCUCCACCCUCUCGCAAAAUCCCAUGCCCAGAAUGCGACCUCACUUUUCCAGUGCUGGCGCAACUGCGGGCUCAUAAGAAAGAGAAGCACACCCAGCGCAAGCCUUACCCGUGUGGAGAGUGCGAAGAGAGUUUCAACCGACCUGAGCAGUUGGAGGCCCACAUGGCUCGGGCCCACACAGCUGGCCGGUACUCCUGUGCAACCUGUGGCAAGAGCUUCGGCAGAGAAAGCAACCUAAAAGCCCAUCAACAGACCCAUGACAAACAGGAAGAAAAGCCAACUGGCCGUGGAAAAAGAUAAUUCAGAUUGGAAGAUGCCCAGGGUUCUAUAUUUAGGGAUUAGGGUUUCAAGAUUUUUGAAGUGAUCUUAAUAGAAUGACAAAUUUAGGGUGGCAGGGUUGAAAUUGUUUGUGUGAGACUGUCAAAACUGAGGGUUUUUUUGUGGAACCUGAAACCCAAUAAGCCACAUGUGGCUUCCUCAUGUCAUCCUGAUAUGUUUAUUACUGGUGGCAUGGUAUAUGCUUCAGGCCACAGUUUGAAAUAUAUAGGAUAAUCAAAACAAUAGAUUAUACACAUCAGACUAUUAGGGUCAUAAACCUCAAAAAAGUUCACGUAAAGUGAAAGGCUUUGCAUUGGCUUUUAUUUGAAUACUUUGUCUUUUUUAUGAAUAUCAAGAGUGGAUUAAUGUUUUUACAUUUAUUUUUUAGAAAUGUGUGAUGCCAGGUGGUAAUUUACAUGAUUAGAGUUGGUGUUUCUGGUUUUCUAAGGACAAGCAUUGACCUGAUUCAUUAGAAAAUGAUUUCAUUUUCUGUAGUACCACAAAGGCAUUAGUACUGGAUAAAAGUAGAGAUAAACAUUGACAUUUGUAAUAAGAGAAUGCCUGAAUAAUGCCCCUGUCCUUUAAAAAAAAGGAAAGGAAAAAAACUAAAGUUUUGAGAACUUUGUUAUAAUUUUUAAUUAUGGUGAUUGAGCAAAAUGAGUUGGAGCAUAAAUGAAAAUUAUGCAUAUGGACAUGUGGCUGUGGAAACGAACUGAAAUUCGUUUUUUUCUAUCCAGAUGACUUGUUUAACAAAUUUGUAAGAACUAACUUUUAAUUGUAAAGAUGUAAUAUGUAAUUCUUUGAACUUUUACCAAUGUUGGUAUUGCUAUGAUAACUUGAGAUUGUUGAAUGUACUCUGAAAAUCUGUAUAUAGUAUCCUCAUGUCAAAAUCUUGGUGUUACACACAAAAAAAUGGAGUCAUGGAUACUGUAACUACAACACCUAGAUUUUGAAAGGGCUGUCUGGAGAGCUUGAUGCCUCUUGAUUUAUCAUAGUAAUAUUUUUUUUAAUCCUAAGAAACAAAAUACAUAGUAUAGUUUCAGUUGUUUUUGAUAUAUUGAUGCAUCUGAAGAAAUUGACUUGGUUUUGCCUCAGUGUUAUCAAGCCUGAAGCUUUCAAACAAGUACAUUUUCAUUGUUUUGCUCUGUCAACAAAACUGUUCACUCUGACUUGAUUUAGUUUAAAUAGUUAUAAUGGUCCAUUAUGUUUUAAUGAGUUUUUGUCUAUACAUUAGAGAUUCACAAACUUUUUUAUGACAAAAAAAAUGUAUCCUACUGUGUCUGUUUCUUCGUUGUAAUAUGUCCCCAUUGUUGGCUAAACUGUUUAAAAUUAAAGAAGGCCUGCCUUAAAGGCUGCUGCAGAAUGA
Electrophorus electricus (electric eel) is the source of this 3316-nucleotide messenger RNA. RefSeq names its product zinc finger protein 576, tandem duplicate 2 (gene znf576.2). NCBI's taxonomy places the organism in Eukaryota, Metazoa, Chordata, Actinopteri, Gymnotiformes, Gymnotidae. Gene Ontology annotation, molecular function: DNA binding. The record is from RefSeq and is a predicted model, not a curated record.